Molecule: messenger RNA, 2895 nt
Organism: Clavispora lusitaniae ATCC 42720
Lineage: Eukaryota; Fungi; Ascomycota; Pichiomycetes; Serinales; Metschnikowiaceae
Product: phosphatidylinositol-3,5-bisphosphate 5-phosphatase
Biological process (GO): phosphatidylinositol dephosphorylation
Cellular component (GO): intracellular membrane-bounded organelle
Molecular function (GO): phosphatidylinositol-3,5-bisphosphate 5-phosphatase activity
Source: RefSeq, a predicted model, not a curated record
AUGCAGUAUGUACGCAUAUUGCAAACACUACCACGCUUAAGUCAAACACAUUCCAUGAGUGAUUCGAAAGCAGAUAUAAACCAUUAUGACAAUGACAGGAAAAGCUUACGGAAUGAUGUGUCUGGGGUAGGGAGCCAUAAUGGAACUGCCCAUGAUGAUGAUAAUAAUAAUAAUAAUAAUAAUAGCGAUACAUCACCAGAUUCCAGCGAAAACGAACAAGCCCAUGAUCCCAAAGAAAAUGGCCCGGAGCUAAAUAACAAGCGUAUUAUUUUACAAAGAUUCACCAUUUAUAACUCUCUCUCCACCAUGUACAUUGUGGGUAGCAAUGCAAAGGAGAGCCUUUUCCGGAUUAUCGAAAUAAGUUCAUCUGACAACUCUACUUCCCUAAAUAUCAUUGAGGACAAGAAUUAUUUCUAUACAAGAAAGGACAUGGUUGAACUUAUAAACGGCCUUAAUGAUACAAUUGAAGGAGGAAUUCAUAAAAUUGCACAAGCUUUCGGUCUUAUUGGCCUUAUAAAGUUCACUAGAGGAUACUAUCUCUCAGUGAUUACUAAGUGCAGCCAGGUUGCCAUUAUCGGAGGUCAUUUCGUAUAUCAUAUCGAUGAGACAAAGCUAAUUCCUCUUGAUCUCAAUUACAAAAGACCGGAUAAGUAUUCCGAUGAAGAGAAGCUCCUCACAAUUUUCAAAUACUUGGAUUUGGGUAAAACCUUUUAUUUCAGCUACACUUACGAUGUUACUAAUUCGUUGCAAACAAAUUUCAUGCGGCAUAAGCGGGCCGCAAUGGAAUCUUCAAAGCUUGAACAAGAAGCAGUGCAUGAAAAAUUUGAACAUAAUGAAAGAUUUGUUUGGAACAACUUACUUCUACGUCCAGUUCUAUCUCAAUCUGACAUAGCAACAUAUGAAUGGUUCCAACCAAUCAUACACGGGUUUAUAGACCAAGCAAACAUAUCUAUCUAUGGACGCAAAAUCUACAUCACUAUCAUUGCACGAAGAUCACACCAUUUUGCUGGGGCCAGAUUUCUCAAGAGGGGGGUUAAUGACAGAGGCAAUGUUGCAAAUGAAGUGGAAACGGAGCAGAUUGUGUCAGAUAUGUUAACCACUUCUUUCCAUCACCCAAAGUUCGGAUUCUACUCGAACCCCCGGUACACAAGUUUCGUGCAACAUAGAGGGUCAAUCCCUCUUUAUUGGACACAAGACCUCAAUCGAUUACCAAAACCUCCAAUAGAAAUUAAUCUUUUCGAUCCUUUUUACCAAAGUUCGGCAAUGCAUUUUAAUGACUUAAUGUCCCGAUAUGGUACACCGAUUUUCAUCUUAAAUUUAAUCAAGACUAAAGAGAAACAACCUCGUGAGCUGAAAUUGAAUCAACACUUUGAAAACUGUAUCACGUAUUUGAAUCAAUUUUUACCACCCGAAGCAAAACUACGAUACCAUUCAUUUGACAUGUCCAAACAUUCGAAGAAGAAUAUGGAUGUUAUUGGACCCUUGCAGAAUAUUGCACGCUUAUCAAUCAAAGAGACUGGAUUUUUUCACAAUGGUAUAGACUAUGCUUCUACAAAAAUCCAGCGAGGGGUCAUGAGAACUAAUUGUAUUGAUUGCCUCGAUAGAACAAAUGCAGCACAAUUCAUUAUUUGCAAAGAAGCACUCUCUCAUCAAGUUCGAAGCCUUGGUUUUUUAUCUCCAUCUGCAGAGCUAGAUUAUGAUUCUGACCUCAUGAAUAUUUUGACGGAAAUUUUCCAUGAUCACGGUGAUACAAUAGCAGUUCAAUACGGUGGGUCGAAUUUGGUUAAUACCAUGGAUUCAUACAGAAGGAUCAAUCAGUGGUCAUCUCACACCCGUGAUAUCCUUAACAGCAUCAAGCGGAUUUACUCUAAUUCUUUCAUGGACCUGAUUCGCCAAGAAGCAAUUAAUUUAUUUCUAGGAAACUACGUUUAUGAUCCCGACAAGCCAAAAUUAUGGGAGCUCCAAAACGAUUAUUAUUUACACAACAAUAAUCAGAUCCAGAAUUUUAGGACAAAACCGAGUUAUCAGCGAUGGUACAACAUGCAUAUAUUGAAGAAGGAUAGAGACAAAUUAAUUUGCGAGCCUGAGUCUCAUACAUAUUCUUUAUCAAAAAUCCAGUACCUUGCUCCCUUCCCCGAAUACAACGAUAACUGGUUUAAUGAGUGUUACGUUCCCCGAAAAUUCCAAUCUUUUUCUGAAAUCUUUCAAUUUAACAUGAACUCAAACUUGAGGUAUUUUCCGUCCAAUUCUAACUUAACACCAAAGGACUUUGAUUAUAGUCCUUUUAAAACUCGAAAGCCUUAUUUCAAGAACAGAUCACUUGAAAGCAAGAAUCAACUUACCGGCAAUGGAAGUGAAAGCAAGAGCAGCCGAGCAAGAGCUCAAUACAUAAUUGAGAGUAGAGGCGAACUACACCAUCAAGAAGAGAAUAAAGACCCACUCAAUGAUAUUAGUCUACAAGAGAGCUAUAAAACUCGCGAGGUAUCUUCACUCAAUAAACACGACAACUCUGGAGGACUACGAAUCCCAUUAUACACUAAAAAUUUGGAUGGCUCAUCAGGAAUAUUGCAGAGAUCUUAUCUCCAGAGUGAUAGCAUCUCUUUUGGCAUUAGCGAGAACAAUGUUUUCAUUUACGAAAACUAUUUUAAACCUGAUUUCAUUCCAUUGGUUUCCAACAUUCAUGAGGGAAAUGAAGCACGGCGCGAUGUUUCAGUCAAUAACAUUAAUCAUAAAGUGUAUGAAUAUUCCACAUCUAUCAAAUUCACAUCAAGCCAACUCUUGUCGCAAGAACCUUCAUUUUUGACCACCCCCGACAUUAAAUGUUAUUGGAUGUACGUCGAUGGCUACAAAAACGAGAGCUCAACAUUGUCAACAGAAGAUAAUUACUUCAUGUAA